Messenger RNA from Rotaria sordida, 1098 nucleotides. NCBI's taxonomy places the organism in Eukaryota, Metazoa, Rotifera, Eurotatoria, Philodinida, Philodinidae. The record is from the annotation of a GenBank genome assembly.
AUGUUUGCAUGUGAUGAUGAAGAUUAUGAUUAUAAUAAUAAAAGUCAUAAUGAAGAUCAACCACAAGGUUAUCAAGCAUUAUUAGAUCCAGAUGAUGAAGAAACUUUCACAGUGGAAGAAGAGGAAGAAGAAGAAGAAGAAGAUGAGGUUGCUGAUUAUGAAGAAGAAAUAGAACCUACUGCAGAAGUGUCUAUUGAUGAUGGUCAAAUAAAACCAUUCUCUUGUACAUUAUGUUCUGUAUCCUUCAGUAAAUUCGAAGCAUAUCGUGAACAUUAUGUGUCUACAGAACAUCGAUAUAAACGACGAGAUGAAAAGAAACGUCUUGGAGAUGAAUGUGUCAUUGAAACGUUACCAGUUGAAAUAUUUGUUAAUUUAUUACUUUAUAAUAAAAUACCAUUUGAAAGUAUUCAAAUUGAUAUUCAACCUAUUGAUUUUAGUGUAAGUGGUACAUUAGAAUAUAAUAAUAUUAAAUAUGAACAUCAACAUGCAUCAUCACUUAAUGAAUUAUAUCAAUUACUUAUUAAUAAAUUUAAUCAAGAUUAUCAAAAACAUCAAUUAAAAAUGCCACCACAAAGUUUUUUUGUUGCACGAGAUACUAGUCGAAAAGAUAUAGAUAAUAUAUGGACCGUAUCACGUUAUUGUGAUGAUACAGGAAAAUCUGAUGAACAAAUUAUUAAAGAAGUCUUAGAUUAUUGUGUAUACAAUAAUGUUGAACCAGAACGUGAACGUUUAAUAGCACAUUCAAUUCAAACAUGGCGUAUGUUUCAUCGUCAAGAAACUAAACCAGGUUUUUGGUGUGAUAUUUGUAAACAAUGUUUUCGUAAACGAAAAGCAAUUAUUUGCCAUUUUGAAACAAGUGAAAAACAUGAUAAUAAUUUAAAACGUCUUCCACCAUAUCGACGAGCUGUUCAAAAUAGUUUAUUUACUAGUCGUUUAUUAAACGAAUUUGUUCCAAUUGAUAAAUUGAAUUAUUAUCGAACACGAGCUAAUGCUUAUCGAAUUCCACCAUCAAAUAAAACUAUUAAAAAUGCAUAUUAUUGCACAUUUUGUAAAAGAUCAUUUGAAUCAGCAUAUACACUUGAAAAAGUACUGAAUUAA